Messenger RNA from Chionomys nivalis (European snow vole), 3523 nucleotides. RefSeq names its product proteasome 20S subunit beta 1 (gene Psmb1). Bases 51 to 773 code for a protein of 240 amino acids. Lineage: Eukaryota; Metazoa; Chordata; Mammalia; Rodentia; Cricetidae. The record is from RefSeq and is a predicted model, not a curated record. Gene Ontology annotation, cellular component: proteasome core complex. The transcript is spliced from 6 exons.
GGACCUGCGCCGGCGGCCAUCUUGCCGUGAGACAGCAGGAGUCGGGAGGGAUGCUCGCCAUGGCCGCUUACCGGGACUUCGACCGAGAGCUGGCAAUGAGGGCUCAGGGCUCCGCCGGCCCCGCGCACCUGCGGUUCUCGCCUUACUCCUUCAAUGGAGGUACUGUAUUGGCAAUUGCUGGAGAAGAUUUUUCCAUUGUUGCUUCAGACACUCGGUUGAGUGAAGGGUUUUCAAUUCAUACCCGAGAUAGCCCCAAAUGUUAUAAACUAACAGACAAAACAGUCAUUGGCUGCAGUGGUUUUCAUGGAGAUUGUCUUACUCUGACGAAGAUUAUUGAAGCAAGAUUAAAGAUGUACAAGCACUCCAAUAACAAGGCCAUGACAACCGGGGCGAUUGCUGCAAUGCUUUCUACCAUCCUCUACUCACGGCGCUUCUUCCCGUACUAUGUCUACAACAUCAUCGGUGGACUCGAUGAAGAAGGAAAGGGAGCUGUGUAUAGCUUUGACCCAGUGGGCUCCUACCAGAGAGACUCCUUCAAGGCUGGGGGCUCAGCAAGUGCCAUGCUGCAGCCUCUGCUUGAUAACCAGGUUGGUUUCAAAAAUAUGCAGAAUGUGGACCACGUGCCCCUGUCUCUGGACAGAGCUAUGCGGCUGGUGAAGGAUGUCUUCAUUUCUGCAGCUGAGAGGGAUGUGUACACUGGCGAUGCCCUCAGGAUCUGCAUUGUGACCAAGGAGGGCAUCAGGGAGGAGACUGUUCCCCUGCGGAAAGACUGAUUGUGAGCAUGUAUUGGAGCUGUGGCACAGGCUUGUCAUUAUUAAAAAGAAGCAUGAAAAGUACUCAUUUUCUUACAGUGUCUUCUCUAGGUGUGACAAAUUGGGAAGAAUUUCUUUCUUUGUGGCUGAAGUGAUGACUCAUCAGUUCAGAAAGUGUGGUUCUUGCAGAAGACCUAAGUUUGAUUCCCAGCACCCACCUGUAACUCCAAUUCCAAGGGAUACGAUGCCCUCCUCUCCUCAGUAGGCACAUAUACAUAAUUAUAUAUAAUGAAAAAUAAAAUCUUCAGUAAAAGAAUUUUUCUUUAUUUGGGUUUGCUUAUUUUAAGAUUUACUUUACAUUUUGUAUGUGCUUAUGUGAAUAUAUGCUACAUGUGUGCAGAUACCUAUGGAAGCCAGAAGGGGGUGUCAGUUCUGCUGGAGCUGGGUUUCAGGUGGUCAGGAGCUGUCAGAUGGUGCCAUCCAAACUUGGGUCAUCUGGAAGAGCCAUACGCUCAUCUCUCCAGCACUGAAGAAUGUCGAAAAUAGGACUAGGGAGAUGGUGAUUUGGUUUGGUUUAGUUUUUUGGUUUUUCAAGACAGGUUCUCUCUGUAGCCUUCUAUCCUUGACUGUCCUGGAACUCACUCUGUAGACCAGGCUGGCCUCAAACUCUGCCUCCCAAAGGUUGGGAUUAAAGGUGUGUGUCACCACCUUCUGGCUAAAGAAUUUUCUUGUUGACUAAAAUUGCUUGCAUCUGUGUGUUGGCAUACAUGUGUAGGACAGAAGACAACAUGAAGAUGUCAACUCUCCUUCCACCCGGCGGGUCCUGGGUUAUUGUUAGAGAUUGCUUGUUCAUUUCCCAGCCCCAAAAUAAUAGCACAGAAACUAUAUUAAUUGCAAGAUUGUUUGGCCAAUAACUUAAGCGUAUUUCUAGCUAGCUCUUAAAUAAACCCAUUUCUACUAAUCUGUAUCUCCUCGUGGUUAUGGCCUACUGGUAAAGUUCCUUCCGGAGUCUGUCUCCUAUUGCAGGUAUCUUUUCUAGCCUAGCUAUAUUCUGUUAAGCUAUUGGCCGAAGCAGCUUCUUUAUUAACCAAUGGCAAUCGAACAUAAUCAUAGCAUACAGAAGGAAGUCCCACAUCACUGAGGGUCAUAUGUGGGUUACCAGGCUUGGCAGCAAGCACCUGUUAAACAAAACUGCAUUUUAACUGUUAUAACACUUGAAUAAGCUGAACUGUAAAUGUUAGGACUCACCCAGCUACAGAACUACCUCAAGUGUGGCAGAAUUUACUAUUAAUUGGUAAUGUUUAAAGAGUUCAGUUGUUUAAAAAAGGGGAGAUCGUAUGGAGUGUUUUUGACAGUUAAAUGUUGUAUAUGCAGGUGUUUUAAAAAUGAUAAAAAGCCAGACAAAUUUUCUUACAUUUAUCCCUUCCAAAAAAAAAUUUACCCAAACUGGUAAAUAUGUCAAGAAUCUAUGAAUACAUUUGCCCUGUGUCUUCCAAGCUUCACAACACAACAGAUGUUGGCGUUUAUGUGUGUUGGGCUCUUAAAUGGACCAAACAAGAAGGGAUUUAUUAGGGGAGUUGAUACAGAACUGUCAAGGCCACAAUAACAUUCUCCAGAGUUAGAGUGUAAGCAUAGCUAGUUGAAGCUCAGCUGAAUAGGACUUCCAGAGUACUGUUCUUUUCAGACAGCUUUAUACUGUAACCCAGACUAACGUUAAACAGUCAUCUUUCUGCCUUUGCCUCCCAAAGUGCUGUAUUAUAAGUGAGCCAAGAUGCCUGGCUGAGAACCUGUGUUCUGAUGGCCGGGGAGGAGGAGAAUCUGUUCUGCCUCUGGAGAGAUGACAAAUUGCCCGUAUUCUUGCUUCUUUUUAUUCUGUCUGUCUGUCUACCUAUUUAUUUUGAGGCAAGAUCUCAUGUAUACUAUAUUGGUAUCAACCUUGCUGUGUAGUUGAGGACCUACUUCUGUUCCUACUUCUACCUUUAAUUGCUGGAAUAAAAAGUGUUCACCACCACACUGUUUAUGCUAUGACUAUACCCAAGGUUUUGUGCCUCCGGAGUGUAAUGACUAAUCUCAGUUGUCAAGUUGAGUGCAUUUGGGAUAAACUAAAAACCCAGGUUGCUGGGUACUAGGUGACCCACCAAGCUGCAAAGUUGGACGUGCAGAGCAGCAAUCUUAUCAAAUGGAAGUGGUUUGUAUCUGAUCAGGUCCAAAUAGACGGAGAACAAGCAAGUUACAUGAAGUUGCUCAGCUACCCUUUUUUCUAUUCCUGUUACAUUGUCUUCUCUUCCCAAGCAUGUUCUUACGGCUUCAUGGAGUGUGCUUUAUAAUUGGCUGAAGAAAAGGUAACUAGGGCCUGAUUUUCUGGUUAUUUGACAUGCUGGGCAGGUACCACCUAGAAGUGGGCAGCUGCAUCAUUACAAUCAUGACAGAUACUGGUGAAGGGAAAUCUUAGCAAUGAGUAAAACCUCAGCCAAAGCACAUGGUCGUACAUUUUGCUUGGAUUGAGAAACGGUCAGUUGUGUGGUUGUAUUCCUAGGCUGAAACGUGGUUUGGCUGGAUAGUCAGCGAUUGGAAAGAGCAACCUGAGAAAUUGAGGCAUUUGGGGAAGAAUUUUUGACUAACUGUUCUUGGUAACUGAGAUAUGUCAAUCUAGGAUAUUUUGUGUGUGCAUGUGUGUGUGUGCUUUUAAGUAAGCUCAUCCUGAGAAAAAGUCCUGGACAUCCAAUGCAUCCAUUGUAGUCGCUUGCUAAUAAAGACUUUGUUGGCUUGAA